AUGUUCAGUCGUGGCCGCGAAUUCGACCCCUCGAUACACCAGUCGACAUCUGCUGCACACGCAGCCUCUAUUAAACGCAGGAUCAAAGCCGGAGGAGCUGGAAAGGGACGCGGUGGCCGUAAAGGUGGUCGUUCUGCUAUUCGUAGGGGUCCGAAAGCCAGACGAGCCCAACGUCACCAAAAAGACCAAGCUAGGCGGAGGUGA
Molecule: messenger RNA, 204 nt
Organism: Protopolystoma xenopodis
Lineage: Eukaryota; Metazoa; Platyhelminthes; Monogenea; Polystomatidea; Polystomatidae
Source: the annotation of a GenBank genome assembly